CAGGAAUCCUGGGGCAACAUGCGGAAAGCGGAGUGCGACUCCAUGUUUUGCAAAAUCAAGGCUUCUUCCAUAUGGCUACUUGAAGUGCUUUUGGAGAGGUCGGUGACCAACACCCUCUCCAACCAGGCAAAGAUGGCGGGGCAAGAAAAGGCGUUUGCACCACUCACUCCACAAAAGGUGCUGGCCCUCUCGGGUGGACGUGCCCCAAACAUACGGCCAAUAAAAAAGGGUCAGCUGAAAACAGACAAGGCCAAGCAGCUGCAGGAGGCACUUGAUGCAGAGCAGCAGACUGGUCAAAGAGAGAAGAGAAGAGCGUACAAUAGAAUUGCCAACUGCAAUUCCCAUCGUAACCAUGGUUUCGAGGACAUAAAGCUUUUAGCCUAAACACGGAGAGGGACAUUACUGAGAGAAAACAAAUGUUGGCAAGGGAAGGACUUACAUCUGUAUCAGAUGUAAAAACAGCCAGCACUAUUAUGUGCAUGACAUACUUUUUUUAAGCAAGUGAAAACCUGAUGGCAGCUGCAGGGCCUUUUACCAGACACAUUGUGAUAUCAUUAACAAGAUCCAAGCUGUUUUUAAGAAAGACUGCUUCAGCACGGUUGAUCAAGAGAAUAGUAGCAUUCUAAUUGAAAAGAUCAGGAGCCCCAAUGCUUCAUUGUCUAUUGGCUGUAUGCGGCAUGCAGCUGCGUGGGUAGCAGCGACUCGGACGGCGUGGAAGACAGUGCUGCCAGUGAGUGUGAGGACACGUUGCUCUUCUACUUCCAGACAAAAUUCAUGAGAAACAUGUUGAGAAACUAUGGAGGCUCAGUAGGUUGUGUACACAAAGCUGGUGAACAUGCCCUACCACCUUCCUUGCUUGCUGUGAAAAUGCCAUCAGGAUACACACAAGCUGGUAUGUUUAUUGUGCAGUUCGAUACAGCCCACUGUAUCACCGAGGCUUUAGACGUUUUCAAGCAGUGGUGUAAUAACUGGUCACCACAGCACUGGAUGGAAGAUUACAGCAAAACAAAAAUAGAUGCCUUCCAGCAAGUGCUUCCAGAGAGUAAAAUCUCCAUCUGCGACUUCCAUAAAAAACAGGCAUGGCAAAGGUGGCUGGGCAGACAGGAAAACAGCAUGUCCGAUCUGGAUGAGGCUCCGAACCUUAUAAAACACUUAGCGAGUGCUUCAAAUCCCAAUGACUUCUACAGGGCGUUCAAAGUCCUUGUUGCCUAAGAGUGUUGAGAAAAUGAAAACUUCCGCAUUUACUUUGAAGUAGCGUGGCCCUCUGUAAAAGAGCUGUGGGCCAUGUCUUACAGGCUGUUAUUGGAUGCUGUCUUGACCACAAAUGAUAGCACAGAGCAGGGGUGGCCAAACCGCGGCUCGCGAACCGCAUGCGGCUCUUUGCUGGUCCAAGUGCGGCUUGCG
Ixodes scapularis (black-legged tick) is the source of this 1404-nucleotide messenger RNA. RefSeq lists its product as uncharacterized. The transcript is spliced from 2 exons. The coding region runs from base 19 to 384 and encodes 121 amino acids. NCBI's taxonomy places the organism in Eukaryota, Metazoa, Arthropoda, Arachnida, Ixodida, Ixodidae. The record is from RefSeq and is a predicted model, not a curated record.